This is a messenger RNA of Cucumis melo (muskmelon), 1757 nucleotides long. Its product is annotated as UPF0496 protein At2g18630-like. Bases 158 to 1402 code for a protein of 414 amino acids. NCBI's taxonomy places the organism in Eukaryota, Viridiplantae, Streptophyta, Magnoliopsida, Cucurbitales, Cucurbitaceae. The record is from RefSeq and is a predicted model, not a curated record. The transcript is spliced from 2 exons.
GAGUCGUCGAUACUUCCUAAGAAGCAACAGCAGAAAAAGAAAAGGAAGGAAUUUCAAUGAAAAAUGGGUAAAAAAAGAUCGACGAAAAGAAAAAUCAACAAAAAGAAAAUUCAACGGCGCGUGAUUUAGAGACCAAUGGAUUGAUAUUUAUUCAUAUAUGACUGUUGACCAUUGCUCCAUUUUCAUUUCAUUAGGUCUUCCUUCAUUUUCUUUCACCAUGUUCGUCGCCAAGAUCCUCUCCUUCUUCCCAUUUUCUUUGGAAAUGAUGGGAGGACAAUCUAGCAAAAGCAAAUCAGGUGGUGGCGAUGUUUCUCUUCCUCCACUUCCCAUCAAUGAUGCUCACUAUGCAGCUGCCCUUAGUUCAUAUGAAGCUGAGUGUGCAAACAAUCCAGAUUUACGAUCCUUUGAUGUUCAAGUGCACGAAAGGACGAACCGAGCUCUCAAUUCACUGGCUGAUGGAGUUGCGGUUGGGUCGUUGUCAAUGGAUGCACUCAUGGAGGUCACUGACUUCUUACUGGAAAUGAAUGGAGAUGCUGUCAAGAUUAUCCUCGAAAGUAAAGAGGAUGUUUGGAACAAAGAGUUGUUUAGUCUUGUGGAUGCAUUCUUUGAUAACAGUCUCAAAGUGUUAGAAUUCUGUAAGGCGUUGGAGGUGAGCUUACGACGUACUCGGGACAGCCAGUUCAUUAUAAAACUUGCUGUUAGAAAGUUUGAGAGUGAUGAGAAUAAUGGAGAUAAUGGUGAGAGAUAUGUUAAAACAUUUGAAGAGUUGAAGAAAUUUCAGGAGGCUGGGGAUCCAUUUGGUGAGGAGUUUGUUACAUUAUUCCGGUCCUUGUACAAAGAGCAUUUAUCUAUGUUCAAGAAGUUGCAACGUCAAAAGAAGAAGCUUGACAAGAAAUAUACGACCAUGAAGACAUGGAAGACGGUGUCGAAUGUCAUUUUGGUUACUGCAUUUGCUUCCGUACUGAUUUUUUCGGUCGUAGCAGCUGCAAUGUCUGCACCUCCCGUGGUGAUUGCAUUGGGUGCUGCACUAGCUGUUCCAAUGGGUCCAGUUGGGAAAUGGUGUAACACGCUGUGGAACCGAUACUUGAACAGCAUUAAAGUUGAAAAGCAACUUCUGAGCUCUAUGGAAGGUCACAGCUUCAUAAUUCUAAAGGACUUUGAGAACAUUAGAUUACUCGUGCGCAGAUUAUCAAUUCAAUUAGGUUCGUUACUGCAGAAUGCCAAUCUUGGCAUUAGGGAGCAGGGCGCUAUGCAGCUUGUAAUAGAUGAAAUCAAGAAAAACCUUGAAGGUUUUGAUGAGACCAUUGAUAAAUUGAGUGUACAUGCUACUAAAUGCAGCACAGAUGUAACAAAGGCAAGAGAAGUCAUUCUUCAGAAAAUAGCAAGGCAAUCUAACAGCUGAUAACACAACUCCUUCAAUCAGAUUUGCUUCUACGGCUCAUCAGUUGAUUUUGCCCGUAUGCUACUCGGUUAGCAUCGAAAAAAUAGCGAGAGAAGAGAAAGACUAAGAUGGGCAAUAAAUUAGUCGUACACUACUCUUCUUAGACCUGAAAGAUUGAGAAUCGUGCCAAGGUGAAAUCGCUCGCUCGAUUGAUAUUUAUUUAUGAUAAGCUUUGAACAUUGUUAGGAAAGAUUUGGAAGGAUUUAGUUUCUUCUUUAUCUCUUCUUUCUAUUGAUGUCGUGUAUCUAAACUGUCACCAAGGUUACACCAAGAGGUGUGGGAAUGAAUGUAUAAUAACUUAAUCCCUUUAUUGUUC